CUCCGGAGGUGGCGUCCCACGCGGCCGCAACAAGCUGCCGUUGUCCCACGGGCCGUGGGCCCCGCACACUGGGGCUUUGUCCGGCCCCCCGCCACGGCCCACGGGGGGAGGGGGGCCCCACAUGACCGAGAGGGUAGGAGGAGCCUGCGGCGGCGGCGGCGGCUGCGGUGGCUCCCUCCAUCACUUCCCUCCUGGGCCGGGGUCGGCGGGCAGCAGCAGCGGCGGCGGCGGAGACUGGACAGGGCUGAGCAGGGUCGCGGACGCCCGGCUCCUGGUUCCCCAUCAGGCUACAGGCUCCGGGCCUGGGCCAGUCGGGCAGCUGUGAAUCUAGCGCUUUCCAGGCGCGGAGCUGGGGGUGCGCCCCGCCACCCUGCCUCAAGAUCAUGGGGAAUGGCAUGACCAAGGUACUUCCUGGACUCUACCUUGGAAACUUCAUUGAUGCCAAAGACCCGGAUCAGCUGAGUCGGAAUAGGAUCACACAUAUCAUCUCUAUCCACGAAUCACCCCAGCCUCUAUUGCAGGAUAUCACCUACCUUCGAAUCUCAGUGCCUGACGCUCCUGAGGUACCCAUCAAAAAGCACUUCAAAGAAUGUGUCCAUUUUAUCCACUCUUGUCGCCUCAACGGGGGUAACUGCCUUGUGCACUGCUUUGCAGGUAUAUCUCGAAGUACCACCAUAGUGAUUGCCUAUGUGAUGACGGUGACUGGACUUGGCUGGCAGGAAGUGCUGGAAGCCAUCAAGGCCUCCCGGCCCAUCGCCAACCCAAACCCGGGCUUUAGGCAGCAGCUCGAGGAGUUUGGCUGGGCAAACUCCCAAAAGCUUCGCCGGCAGCUGGAGGAGCGCUUCGGGGAGAUCCCGUUCCGCGACGAGGAGGACUUGCGCGCGCUGCUGCCUCUCUGCAAGCGCUGUCGCCAGGGCUCGGCGACGUCGGCAGCGUCGGCCACCACAGCGUCCUCGGCCGCUUCCGAGGGGACCCUGCAGCGCCUGGUGCCGCGAUCGCCGCGGGACUCACACCGGCCGCUGCUGGCGCGCGUCAAGCAGACUUUCUUCUGCCUCCCGCGGUGCCUGUCGCGCAAGGGCGACAAGUGAGCGCUGUGCGCGCCGCUCCGCCCGUCCCGAUGCCGCAGCCUUCGCGGGCGGCCGGGCCUUUCCGCGGCUGGGACGCACCCAGAGCCGGUGGAAGCCUCGCCCCUGCCCCGUACCCACCGCGCUUGUCUGCGUCCGUCCUUUGUGUCUGCUCUGUGAGUCUGUGUUCGGCCGGCCUGCUGCAAGCCACCUGGUGCCUUAGUCCUUGGAAUCGGGAGAAGGGUCCCGGGCUUCCACCCCGACUGGCGGGGAGCAGGAGGGAGGGUCGGGUGGGGCGGACCGGCCUGGAGGAGAUUAAAGAGACACAGAAGUUGCCUGGCCGGGUGCCUUUGGUCAUUCCUCAGAGCUUGGGCUCCGGAGCCUGCGGGAAGCAGAGCAGGGACAGCUUCCAGGGGCCCACCCGAGAAGCGCCAUUCUCCGCCAGUCUUCAGAGCUGAAUUCCAAGACCACGCCCUUCUUUGACACCAGUCCACGUCCCUCCAUCUCUCCAGGCUUGGCCUCCUGACACCGCCCUUGUGCCCCUUUUCUCUGAACCGUUCACCUCUCCGAAGCCCCUUCCUCCUCUCCAGUUCUCCUCUUCUCUCUGCACAGAUAACUGGUCAGCGUGGUCCAAUUGGUGGUGGUGCCUUCGCGGCAUCUUUUAACUGUCUGAGGUGGCUUUAUCCUCAGGAAGAACACUCAGGCUCACAGAGGUCAGGCAGCUGACCCAAGCACACACAGCAAGGGCAGGUCAUUCCCAGUUGUGACAGUUGGGAGGAGCACCUCCUAGUUCCUGGAAGUUCCAGGAACUUCCUAGAAGGUUCCUGGAGUGAAAGAACCAGCGUGGUGCAGGGGGUGGCGGGACUCUUUUUUUUUUGUUUUGUUUUGUUUUUUAAAGGUUACCAAGCCAAUAAAAGAGUAAGCAUCCCUGUGGGUGAACAGAGGAAUGGGUGUCAUCAGAGCUGCCGACCUGAAAGAGCCCAAGUAGACUCUUGGGGCUUCGUGGCCGAUGGGGAGGCAGAGACCUCAGCACUGAGCCGAACCAAUGGUGAAAUGACCACACCAGCCUCCAAUUCCUCAUUCACUCAAGUGUUCACACCAUGCCAGGUACUGUGCUGGGCCCUGGGGCCACCACAGUGAGCAAAGCUCUGCUUGUACUCUGCUGACAUUCUAGUGGAAGACACUAGAUAAAAGAAGGGGUAAGAGAGUGGGACCAUCUUGCCAUCUGAAAGGGGGUGUGGGGGAAAGCCGUGCAUGAAAAGGCCCUGAGAUAGGACCUGUGUAGAGAAUGGGGGCUGGGCUCCCCUGAAGGCAGGAAACUGGCCUGCAUCCUCCUGAUUGGCUGGUGGCACCAUUGGCCACUGUUUUCUAGCACUUCGGUACUAAAGGAAACCCUUUGGUAUAAUGAUCCAGAUCCCCCAGAUGCUUCCCUACCCGAGUAUCACCUCUACACCUUAUGGCAAGAGUGAGGGCUCUCUACUGGGAACACUGUCACUGUGCUAAACACUGCAGCUCAGCCGGAUCCUCAUUCCACCCUCCCUAAAGCUGCCCCAUUUAUCAGAGAAGAAAACUGAGGCUGGUUGGUGCCCCAGGUAAAGCAAGAGUUGGGACUCAAAUGUGAGCUCAGGCAGCCCAGCUGCAGACUCCACUCUUCAUUAUUUAUCCUUUGUGACCUAGAAAUACGAAAGGCUCCUCUGACACAUGGGAGCAGACACUUGGAGGGACAGAACGCCUCAGAUUGGCUUCUAAAACUCCAACCCCAGUUGGAGUAUACAUGGGAAAAUAUCUACUGACUUUUUUUCCCCCUAGUCACCGUUCCCCAAACAACACCUGGCAUUUGCUUUGGAUUUGAUGUAUUUUUAGAGAUGGUUCAAAGUAUGUAGGUGUACUCUUGCAGAUUCUGUGUAAAUAGUCCACCCCUUGGUUUAAAGGAUUUGCCAUGCAUUUCAACAUCCAGUGGGGUCCUGGAACCAAGCCAACACAAAGGGACGACUAAUUAUUACUCUUGUUAAUCACUCGAAAUGUUUGUGCCCGUCUCCCCCUCCCCAACCCCCACACCUGUGUUCACAGGUCUGAGUGGACUCUGUCUGCAUGAAUAUCAUGGGACAGCCGCUGGCGUAUGGGACCAAGAGGAAGGAGGAAUAAGAAUGCCCUCCCAUGGGUGCUUGUGAAGGGAAGGCCUGACUCCUCACUUCUGUCCAUGCUGGCUGGAACAGCCACUGCACUGGGGGAUUUUGUUUUCUUUCAGAGCCUCAGUUCCACCACAUACACAGCAAGGGCUGGGGCAGCCUGAACUAUUCCACAUAUUUCAUAGUGCAAAUAUUUCUUCAUAAUAAAAAACACAGACC
Messenger RNA from Mastomys coucha (southern multimammate mouse), 3412 nucleotides. It is a transcript of the gene Dusp15, whose product is annotated as dual specificity phosphatase 15. The transcript has 7 exons. Lineage: Eukaryota; Metazoa; Chordata; Mammalia; Rodentia; Muridae. Gene Ontology annotation, molecular function: protein tyrosine/serine/threonine phosphatase activity. Gene Ontology annotation, cellular component: cytosol. The coding region runs from base 384 to 1088 and encodes 234 amino acids. Gene Ontology annotation, biological process: regulation of cell population proliferation; protein dephosphorylation; positive regulation of JNK cascade. The record is from RefSeq and is a predicted model, not a curated record.